AUGUCUAUCCCAGAGGAAUGCACCGUCUUGGUGAUAGGCGGCGGACCAGCAGGCUCAUACGCAGCUUCUGUGUUGGCGCGAGAGGGCGUUGAUACCGUUGUGCUUGAGGCAGAGACGUUUCCCAGGUACCAUAUUGGAGAGAGUCUCUUGCCGUCAUUCCGAUAUUUUCUUAAAUUCAUCGAUCUCGACGAGAAGUUUGACCAGCACGGCUUUUUGCAAAAGCAUGGCGCUUCGUUUAAAUUCAAUUCUUUGCCGCCAGGAUAUACCAACUUUGUCGCUGCUGGCGGCGCCGGAAACUAUUCAUGGAACGUGAUUCGCUCCGAAGCUGACCAACUCCUAUUCGAGCACGCUGGCAAGAGCGGUGCCAAAGUCUUUGAUGGGGUCAAGGUCACCGCGGUGGGCUUUGAACCGGCGGCCAACGCUGGCGAUCUCGGCCGCCCCGUAUCUGCGUCUUGGAAGCGAAACGUGGACGGCGAGUGCGGAACAGUACGAUAUAAAUAUCUCAUCGAUGCGUCUGGAAGAUCCGGCAUGAUCAGCACGAAGUAUUUGAAGAAUCGCAAGUACAACCAGGGCCUCAAAAGCGUGGCAAGCUGGGGAUACUGGGAGUCUGCUGGAAGCUACGGGCCUACUCCAGGUGAUCCAAUUUCCGAGGCAAUUCAAGAUGGAAGUGGCUGGGCGUGGUUCAUUCCCCUGCACGACGGCAGCGUUUCCGUUGGUAUCAUUAUUAAACAGGAAUUGCUAGCCCAGAAGAAGCAAGCCAGUGGCACAGCCAACUCGAGGGAGUUCUAUCUCAACACUCUCAAACAGACAUCAGUCAUCUGCAAGCUUCUGGAGACGGCUCACAUGCGAUCGGACGACAUCAAGACUGCCUCGGACUGGUCAUACAGAGCAUCCGAUUACGCAAGCCCCUACCUGCGCAUUGCGGGGGAUGCAGGCUGUUUCAUCGAUCCCUUCUUCUCGUCCGGCGUCCACCUCGCCAUGAACAGUGCUCUUUCGGCAGCCACCACGAUUUGCGCGUCGCUGCGAGGCCAUUGCAGCGAGGACGACGCCGUGGCGUGGCACUCGCGCAAGGUAGCCGAGGCGUAUACUCGCUUCCUGAUGGUGGUGUCAGGCUCGCUAGAGCAGGUAUAUGCGCGGGAGGUACCAAUAUUAAACGAGGUCGAUGAGCCUGGCUUCGACACUGCAUUUGAGCAUUUCAAGCCGAUUAUCCAAGGCACCAUCGACGCGGGCGGUAAGCUAAGCGCAACAGAUGUUUCCCAGUCCAUCGAGUUCUGCACCAGCGUCAUUGAAAAGAUUGAAAGCGGGUGUCUUGCCGGGCUAGGCCCAGGAGAAAACGCGCCUGGUGGUGAAAGAGGCUGCAUCACUACACUCAGCCCGAGCCAACAUUGCGACGAAACCAUGAUGAAGAUUGUGCGGUUGAAUCGCGUCCUGGAUCUAGAUACCUUUGCCGUCGACGUCAUUCAUGGAAUGGCGCCGAACAUGCAACGCGGAAAUCUUGGCCUGGCGAUUGUAUCCCAAGCAGGUUAG
This is a messenger RNA of [Torrubiella] hemipterigena, 1527 nucleotides long. The record is from the annotation of a GenBank genome assembly. Lineage: Eukaryota; Fungi; Ascomycota; Sordariomycetes; Hypocreales; Clavicipitaceae.